This is a messenger RNA of Anopheles moucheti, 4510 nucleotides long. Its product is annotated as sodium-dependent neutral amino acid transporter B(0)AT3. Gene Ontology annotation, biological process: sodium ion transmembrane transport. Gene Ontology annotation, cellular component: membrane. The transcript is spliced from 10 exons. The coding region runs from base 319 to 2544 and encodes 741 amino acids. Lineage: Eukaryota; Metazoa; Arthropoda; Insecta; Diptera; Culicidae. The record is from RefSeq and is a predicted model, not a curated record.
AAGUGCGACCCAAGUGCUAAGUGUAAUCAAAUGUUUAACGAAACCGUUUGAAGUGUAAAUCUCGACGAGACCAACCAGCUGUUCGGGGAAUAUUAAGUGGUUAAAGACGGAAAACUAUCAAACAUUAUUGAUCAAACAGCAGUGCGUCUUUUUCUACAAGUUUCUACCUUGAAGUCUACGUAUCGCAGUUCGGCGGCAGAACUCCCGGCGGCAAAACCGUGACAUUGGAUCGGCACUCGAAGCGUGACAUCGUAAAGUGGUGCACAACGGAUCCGCAGCCAAGACAACGGUUACCCACUGACGACCCGCCCAGUGACGAUGACGACUAAGGUGGACGGGGUGCCGGGCCCGCGGAACAAUGGGCACGAGAUGGCCCCGCUCAACACACGUGCCCGGGGCGAUGGGACGCACGGUGUUACGAUCAUGCUGUCACCGCCGGACCGCAGCUCGAUCGGAUCGCGCGACGGUGCCGGCGCCCUGCCCGAUGGCGACCCGGACCGCGCCGCCUGGUCCGGCAAGAUGCAGUUUUUCCUCAGUAUUAUCGGGUACUCGGUUGGGCUUGGCAACAUCUGGCGGUUUCCGUACCUCUGCCAGCAGAACGGAGGAGGUGCUUUUCUCAUACCCUUUAUGAUUAUGCUGAUUCUUGAGGGUAUACCCCUGUUUCUGAUCGAACUCGGCAUGGGACAGCGGAUGCGGCUCGGUGCGCUUGGCGUGUGGAACACAAUCCAUCCGUGGCUCGGUGGCAUCGGUAUCAGCUCCUGCAUCGUUACGUUGUUUGUGGCGAUCUACUAUAAUGUCAUCAUUACCUGGUGCUUCUACUACUUUUUCAACAGCUUUCGGUAUCCAUUACCGUGGGCCGUCUGUCCACAGCUGAACGGAACCGACGUGGAAGAGUGUGAACGGUCGUCCGAGACCGCUUACUUCUGGUAUCGCACCACGUUGGACGCUGCGCCGAGUAUAGACGAAACCGGCGGCUUCAAAUGGUGGAUCGUGCUCUGCCUGAUGCUGUCCUGGACCGUGGUGUUCUUCAUCGUGAUGAAGGGCAUCCAGAGCUCGGGCAAAGUAGUGUACUUCACCUCCCUCUUUCCCUACAUCGUCCUGACGAUCUUCUUCAUUCGUGGUAUCACCCUCAAAGGGGCCGGGGCCGGGUUAAUGCACAUGUACACACCGAAGGUGGAGAAGCUGCUCGAACCGACGGUGUGGCUUGACGCCGCCACGCAAGUCUUUUACUCGUUCGGACUCGCGUUCGGAUCGCUGAUUGCGUUCGGCAGUUACAACACGCCCAAAAACAACUGCGUGCGCGAUGUGCUGCUGGUGUCGGUCUGCAAUGCGAUCACCGCCAUCUACGCCAGUGUCGUAAUCUUUGCCAUUCUAGGCUAUAAGGCGACGCUAGGAGUCGAUCGAUGCAUUCAAGUAAAUAAGCAUAUUUUAGUGAAACACAAUCUACUUCCAUCGAUGGACGUCGAUAACAGCGAGUACGAACACGCGAUGGCCAGCCUGAACGAAACGAUGACGAAAGAAUGGGAGUUUGAAAAAUGCAGCCUGGAGGAUCAGUUGUCCAGUGCUGCCGAAGGAACCGGCCUUGCGUUCAUCGUAUUCACCGAAGCCAUCGUCGAACUACCAGGUUCUCCCUUCUGGGCUGUGCUAUUUUUCACCAUGUUGCUCUCUUUAGGCUUAGGAUCUCAGAUCGGUAUUUUGGAAGGAAUGCUUUGUACCAUAUUUGAUAUCGAUAUCUUCAAAAGGAUUCGGAAACCGUACGUUACUGGUGUUGUCUGUGCAUUCUGUUUCUCGGUGGGUCUCAUUUUCACCACCGGUGCGGGCGAAUAUUGGCUGAAAAUGUUCGAUUCUUUCGCCGGCACGAUUGGAUUGGUUGUGGUUGCGCUGAUGGAAAUGAUUGCCGUCAUAUACAUCUACGGACAUGAGAAGUUCACGGAAGAUAUUUACCAAAUGACGGGCAUUCGGCCGGGUCUCUACUGGCAAAUGACCUGGCGAUAUAUUGGUCCCGCCAUCAUGGGUUGCAUUCUGCUGUCUUCUAUACUUUCGAUGCUACUUCGAAAUCCAACGUACGGCGCAUGGAAUGGGGAAUUGGGAAUUGUCGAAAACAAAUCAUAUCCUAAUUGGGUGAUGGGCAUCGCACUAGCGAUGAUUGUUGCCGGUGUGCUGCCUAUGCCAGUGGUCUUCCUGUUACGACGGUUCCAGAUACUGAAGGUUGAUCUCGACAUACACCAGGGAUCGAUCCGAAGAAAUGAAACGACAGCCUCCACCAAGGAAAUGAUUGAUGAAGACGACGACGACGAUGAUGAUGAUGACGAUUUUAGUGGACCUGCACUAGGCGGCCCGGUCAAUGUUCGGAGCGAUUCGGACGACGAAGACGAACCACCGACGAUGGGCAAAAUGUUGGCGAAAAAGACCGGUGGCAUGAUGUCGUCGCCGCAUAGUAAACCGCAACAGCUCCAGUUUAAAAACCAGCAUCAUCUCACACCCGACGUACUGAGCCCCGGUUCGCGGAAAAAACCGUUCCGGAUGGAGGUGGUCGAUUUCUAAUCGUUCGGCGAAAUGUGGUGCAACCGGCCAAUACCAACGCUCAACGACGACCGUGAUGAUUGGUGUGGUGUGGUGUGGAAGCUUUUAUCAACUUUGUUUUUAGUGUACUCUGGUUUAGACAGUUAACCAACCCCUGUUCCUUCGCUAGAUGCGCGCUCGAGCGUGCGGGUAUGCCUGGCACCGACUAAGUCCUUCGGUUUUUCUCCCUCAUUCCGGUGGGAGAGGAGCAUUCAAUAGUGAUGAUGUAGCGACAGAUGACAGCACAGCUGCAACCGCAGAAAAGGAUAACAUUGUUACUUGUAAAUAUCAUGUAUAUUAAGCAGAAGAUGCUGAAAAUCAAGCUAUUUGUAAUAGAUUAAUUAGGAUCGAUCCAGGACAAGUAAGGUCAAACUUAAUUCAGCGCCCAUGCGCUGUGGGGCAGUUUAGCUCUUGGAGCUGAUUUUAAAACCUUCUUCCUCCCGAAUCACCUGGUGGUAGGUGUGUAGCGAACGGUUAUCAUUUGGCUGAAAGCGACCGCGUUAAUUUCGACGUUGACUAGGGAAAGAUGGUACCCCAAUUCGCCCACACAAUGGAGUGCCACAGCUGGAAAAUGCAGUAUUCUUUGGGUUUUUUGCUAGUUACCCGCUAUAGGUGUGUAUUUUCCUGUUGUACAAAUUGUACUGUUUCAACGAAAUGAUUACACAAACACCACGAUAGGUGGUAUGCGUUUUUCCCCCCAGUAGAAGAGGCAGACACGAAAUUUAAAAAUAAAACCAACAAAAGACGUCAAAAAUAUUGCAAAAAAAAACGAAAAAUCUUACUAAAAGGUGAUGCACAUUGAAAAACGAGGGGGACACAACCAUUAAAUAGCAGACACGUGUGACAAUUUCGUUAUGCCGAAGCUAUCGUUGAGCCGAACCGUUUAAUACGUUAAUUUUAUUAAGUUCAAUACCUCGCUCCGGUGGAAAAAAUGUUGUGCCCCAGCACCACCUUGUGCGCUCGUACAAUAAUCGUAGCAUUAGGCGCCCGAAAGUGUUAGAAAUUGUUUACACUGCAAACCCAAACCCAAUAUUUAUAUCUGUGCUUUAGUUUAGACAGUUGCGCGAUUACUAUAGUUUGCCAUAAUACAGUUACGAACCAAAAAAAACCAUACACUCUCUCUCUCGAGCAAACACCAUUAUAGCGCAGUGCUCAGCAGAAUAGACUAAUGUUAAGUGAAACAAAUAAUUAUUACUUAAGUGCAUGUGAAGUGUGUAAGAUAUUACGGUACGUUCUCAACCAAAGCGUGAAGUGUUGGGGAAAAGCUCUUGUAAGACAUUCUAAUGAAGGGUUUGCGAAAAUGGGAAAUGGAAACGAAUCAGAUUUCUUAUUUGUUUAUUUUUUUUUUUUUUUUGUAAUGAACAAAAUACGUUUCGUUAAAAAAAAGUAUCCAAACUAAAGAAGAUUCCCCCUUUCCCAAUUUUGUUGUUGUUUAAGGACAAACUUAAGAUUGUCCGUAUUUUAAUGAACCAUAUUUGCAUUGGUCCUUUCGUAAUGAAUAAAAUUAACCGGUUUUAGGUUCAGUUUGUUCAAAUUAGACAUCUGGAUAUAAAGUUUCCGAAAAAGCGAUACGUUACUAAUUUUGGAACCUUUGCAAUUUACUGCAAAUUGUUGGUUUCAAUGAAGCCUACUUCUCGGCAGGUGCGCCCAACGGCAUGUAAGAAAGUGAUAGAAGAGAACCAACAUUAUGUUUAACCGAUGACACAAACACGGUAUGAAAUUCUUCGACUGCCUAACCUUAAACCAAUUGUAGCAAAAAGAAAAGGAACCCAACAACAUACAGAAAAAAGUGACAGAUGGAAGACACAUAGUGCCACUAUAGUCUCAUUUAUCAAUAUCAAUAUCUUUUAGUGCAUUAAUUGGGUUUAUUUGAUUCAUUUCCUUUCCACAAUUCCCCAUAGGCUAGAGAAACCAUCAAAUGAAAAUAAAAGAAUUAAAGUAACACAAA